Cucumis sativus (cucumber) is the source of this 663-nucleotide messenger RNA. RefSeq names its product subtilisin-like protease SBT3.17. Lineage: Eukaryota; Viridiplantae; Streptophyta; Magnoliopsida; Cucurbitales; Cucurbitaceae. The transcript is spliced from 3 exons. The record is from RefSeq and is a predicted model, not a curated record. Bases 91 to 459 code for a protein of 122 amino acids.
AUCAAAACUAUUGACAUUUGAAUAAUGAUUACUCACUCCUAACCAACUCUCCUUCAUCUAUCUAUACAUCAUCUCUCUAUACUUUUUAAAAUGGCGAAAUUGAUCUUUCCUCCUCUCCUUUUCCUAUUCUCACUUUCUCUCAUUUUGCUGCUUACUCCUUCCCCGAUGGCCCAAUCCACCCGCUGCAACUCCGAUUCCCCGGCGGUCCAAAUCGUUUACGUCGAGAAGCCUCGUGAUGAACAACCUGAGGCCUAUCACAUCCGAAUCCUAGCUUCUGUUCUCGGCAGUGAAGAAGCUGCCAGGGAAGCUCUUUUGUAUAGCUACAAGAAUGCUGCUAGUGCCUUCUCCGCUCGCCUUACUCCCUAUCAGGUCGCCCAGCUUGCCAAACAAGAAGGAGUUUUACAAGUUGUUCCAAGCCGUACUCUUCAGCUGCAUUCGGAGCCUUCCCACCUUCACUAGAGGACCAUCAAACUCUUUAUGGCUGUUUGAAAACAGCAUAAUACCUAAAUAAAGUUUUAUCUAUACUUUGCUUGUGGAAUAAUCAUAUAUCUAUUCCCUAUAUAUUAUUCUACUUCACUCAUUUUGUGUAAUAUCUUUGAAUAUUUUAGCUUAAGUUGGAAUACAAUGAAUUACGUAACAAAAACAAAUAUGCACCCAAAAAAA